GCGGGGAUGACGGGAGUCCGGGCCGGUCAGACCUAUACCAGCCUACCGACGCACGGACACGCAGCAACACACUCCGAUCUCGCGGCAAAAACUUCCCACUUUUUCACCUUCAAUUAAUUUCUCCAAAAAGAAUAAUAAGAAGAAGAAGAAGAAGAAAAAAAAAACAGAAACAUUAAAGCAACAGCUGGAGCCGCGAGAGAGAGGGAGGACUUUUAUUUUAUUUUAGACAGCGCGCGCGUGUGUUCUCGUUAAUUAUCUAAUCAUCACACCUGAGGAGGAUGAGAAGAAAUCCGUUGGUUUAGCUCGGUGGGGGUGAAGGGCAGGAGUGUGUUUUUCUGAAUUUAAAAGGGGGUAGUGGGAAUUAAAGGAACAUGAAGCCCCGCUUCUCCCGGAGGACUUAAGCGCCUGAAGUUUAUUUUUUGGGAAGAUGCCGGAAGAAGACACCGAGCAGACGGAGUGAAACAGCCCGGUGCGCACCACCCUCUCCCCGGCGGGACCGAAGCGCGACAGUCCGCCUCUUCUGCCGCUGCUGGAGGGACACUUCUGCGGCUCCUCCCGCAUCUUUAUCGCUCUGUUUGGAUGUAAAAAAACCCCAAAACAACAACAACCACAACCACCGUCUUCACCUUCUUUCUUCGAGAGAUUUUUGAUUCUCAAACACUUUUUGUUUCCCCCCUUUUGGCGCUGUGCGGAGUUUCUGCGCUCAUGGAUCGGCCACUUUGCGCCUCCUCUCCGGAUGCGAUUUGGCAGCUGUGAGCGGGGCGCGGAGGAGCCGUGAUGGUGGGGAUGGUGAUGGUGUGAGAGACGCAGGAGUUUCACAUCUGGUUUAUUGGGCCAGUCUGCAGCAGGAUCAGGAUGAGAAGAUGGCUGCCUGUGUGUUUCCAAUGGGACCAGAGAGCUUUCAGCGCUUCACGCCGGACUCCCUGGCUGCCAUCGAGCAGCGCAUCGCCCAGGAGCGGGCCCGACGCAACAAACACUACCAGGAGGACCUGGGCGACGUGGUGCCCCCCCGGGCCCGGCCCGACCUGGAGGCGGGGAAACAGCUGCCGCGCAUCUUCGCCGAAAUCCCGUCUCAUCUGGUGGGCGUUCCCCUGGAGGACAUCGACCAGUACUACUUCAAAGACAAGAGGACCUUCAUAGUCCUGAACAAAGGGAAGGCCAUCUUCCGUUUCAGUGCCACAUCUGCCCUCUACAUCUUCAGCCCGUUUCACCCCAUCCGAAGAAUCGCCAUCAAGAUCCUGGUCCACUCGUUAUUCAGUCUGUUCAUCAUGUGCACCAUCCUGACCAACUGCUGCUUCAUGGCCAUGUCGGAGCCGGCCUACUGGGCCAAAUACCUCGAGUACACCUUCACAGGUAUCUAUACGUUUGAGUCGCUCAUAAAGAUCUUGGCGAGAGGUUUCUGUGUGGGACCCUUCACCUUCCUGAGGGACCCGUGGAACUGGCUCGACUUCAGCGUCAUCGUCAUGGCAUAUGUCACUGAGUUUGUGGACCUGGGUAAUGUGUCAGCCUUAAGGACGUUCAGGGUGCUGCGAGCGCUCAAAACCAUCUCUGUCAUCCCAGGCCUGAAGACCAUCGUUGGCGCCCUGAUCCAGUCCGUGAAGAAGCUCGCCGACGUGAUGAUCCUCACGGUCUUCUGCCUGAGCGUCUUCGCCCUCAUCGGCCUGCAGCUCUUCAUGGGGAACCUGCGGCAGAAGUGCGUGCGCAGCACGGAGCACUGCAUCAACGGCAGCCUGCCGGCCAACACCUCCUUCUACUGCAACAACAAGACCUGGGCCUCCAUCCAGGACUUCAUCAACGACGAGGAUAACUUCUACAAAGUAGAUGGAGCCAAGGAUGCCUUAAUCUGUGGCAACAGCAGCGACGCAGGAUCGUGCCCAGAUGGGUUUGAAUGUCUGAAGGCCGGGAGGAACCCUAACUACGGCUACACCAGCUUCGACAGCUUUGGGUGGGCCUUCCUGUCCCUGUUCCGCCUGAUGACACAAGACUACUGGGAGAACCUCUACCACCAGACGCUGCGUUCGGCCGGUAAGACCUACAUGGUGUUUUUCGUGGUGGUGAUCUUCCUGGGCUCCUUCUACCUGGUCAACCUCAUCCUGGCCGUGGUGGCCAUGGCGUACGAGGAGCAGAACCAGGCCACCAUCGCCGAGGCCUGCCAGAAGGAGCGCGAGUUCCAGGUGGCCAUGGAGCGGCUGAAGAAGGAGCAGCAGGUUGCCGUUCAGAAACUUCCCGACUCGGACUCGAUGAUGUCACCAGAGCUCUCCCCGUUCGGCCUGCCAUUGGACGGCAUGGAGGAGCGGAGGCGGAGCCAGGCGCUGGUGGGCGUGACCGACGUGGAGGCCAACCUAUCGGAGGAGAAGCUGCUGCAGGUGGACAUGACGGACGGGGCAAAGCCGCUGCACCCUCUCCUCUCUCGCUCCUUCUCCACGAGGACUCGGCGAAGCAGCCAGGUCUCCUCCAUCUUCAACUUCCGCCUGCGGAGCCGCGGCUCGGAGGGCGAGAUGGCCGACGACGAGUACAGCGUGCCGGGGGACGUGGUGGAGGGCGUGGGCGGCCGCACCUACAGCGGCGGCACCUUCAGCGGCGUCCUGCCCCACCCGUGGCCCAAACGGAGGCCCAGCACCUACAGCACGGCCAGCAGGAGCUCCCAGGUAUUUUAUCCAACCCUAAACGUCAACGGGAAGCUGUUUGUUGCCAUGGACCAGAACGGGGUUUCCCCACCAACGCUGCAGGGGCAGCUGCCCGCCUGCACCAUGGAGAAGGUCAAAGAGGAGAGCGUCCCCACGUCCUCCACGGAGCUCAGUACGAUGCUGUUACCUCGCCCGUCGUCCACGCAAGACUCGGAGCGGAGAGGGAGGGCGCUCAGCGCCGCCAGCUACCUCACUGACGCCAUGGAAGAGCUGGAGGAGGCCCAUAAGAAGUGCCACCCGUGCUGGUACGUGUUCGCCCACCGGUACCUGGUGUGGGAGUGCUCCCCCUGCUGGCUGAGGGUGAAGCAGCUGGUGAAGAUCAUGGUGAUGGACCCCUUCCUGGACCUGGCCAUCACCGUCUGUAUCGUCCUCAACACGCUCUUCAUGGCCAUGGAGCACUACCCCAUGACGGACGAGUUCAACGGCAUGCUGAGCAUCGGAAACCUGGUGUUCUCAGGUAUCUUCACAGCAGAGAUGGUGCUGAAGAUCAUUGCUCUGGAUCCGUACUACUACUUCCAGACGGGCUGGAACAUCUUCGACAGCAUCAUCGUGUGCCUCAGCCUCAUGGAGCUGGGCCUGUCCGACGUGGAGGGGCUCAGCGUGCUGCGCUCCUUCAGACUGCUUCGUGUGUUCAAGCUGGCUCGCUCGUGGCCGACCCUCAACACCCUGAUCAAGAUCAUCGGGAACUCCAUGGGCGCUCUGGGAAACCUGACGCUCGUCCUCGCCAUCAUCGUCUUCAUCUUCGCCGUGGUCGGCAUGCAGCUGUUUGGUAAAAACUACCAGGACUGUGUGUGUAAGAUCUCGAAGGACUGCACUCUCCCUCGCUGGCACAUGAAGGACUUCUUCCACUCGUUCCUCAUCGUGUUUCGCGUGCUGUGCGGCGAGUGGAUCGAGACCAUGUGGGACUGCAUGGAGGUGGCGGGUCAGCCGCUCUGCAUCCUGGUCUUCAUGCUGGUCAUGGUCAUCGGGAACCUGGUGCUGCUGAACCUCUUCCUGGCUCUGCUGCUCAGCAGCUUCAGCUCGGACAACCUGUCGGCCCCGGACGACGACGGCGAGAUGAAUAACCUGCACAUCGCCAUCCACAGGAUCACCAGAGGCCUGGCCUGGUGCCGCACACAGGUGGUGGAUUUCUUCAACGGGAACCUGAAGCGCCGUCGCCAGAAGAGGAAAGAGGCCAAAGCCAUGAUGAAGCUCAAACGCCUGAGUACCAUCCACACCGAGGCCAACGGAGCCGUCAUAGGCCGUCACGUAGAGAAGUACGUGGUGCCGGAGGACGACAGCUACAUGACCAACCCCAACCUGACCAUCAGCGUCCCCAUCGCCCCCGGAGAGUCUGACGUGGAGUUCCCAGAGGAAGAGGAGGAAGAGGAGGAGGAGGAGGAGGAAGAAGAGGAGGAGGAGGAGGAGGAGGAAGAGAGGGAGGAGCAGAGCGAGGGCUCGGAGCAGAAAGACGAUAUCAGCCUAUCGGAGGGCAGCACGGUGGACCUGAGGAAGCCUGGAGAUGAAGAAGACCAGUACUCAGAGAUGGCUGAAGAGGCCAUGGACCCCAACCUCGCUCCGGACAUGUCGCAGUGGCCAGGGGUUUCACUGCCUCACGACGCUCGACACGACAGCAGGUCUGGGUCAGACCUGGCCUUCGAGGACAUCUACAUCGAGCAGAGGAAGGUGAUCAAGGUGGUGCUCGAGUACUCGGACAAGAUCUUCACCUACAUCUUCAUCCUGGAGAUGUUGCUCAAAUGGCUCGCCUACGGCUUCAAGAAGUACUUCACCAACUACUGGUGCUGGCUCGACUUCCUCAUCGUCGACGUCUCGUUGGUCAGCUUGGUGGCCAACACGUUGGGUUAUUCCGACUUUGCAGCGAUCAAAUCCCUGCGGACGCUGCGAGCCCUGCGGCCCCUCAGAGCCCUCUCCAGAUUUGAAGGCAUGAGGGUGGUGGUGAACGCCCUGAUCGGGGCCAUCCCCUCCAUCAUGAACGUGCUGCUGGUCUGUCUCAUCUUCUGGCUCAUCUUCAGCAUCAUGGGCGUCAACCUGUUCGCCGGAAAGUUCGGCCGCUGCGUCAACCGCACGGGCCACAUCUUCGACUCGUCCUUCAUCAACAACAAGUCGGAGUGCGAGGCGCUCAACGACACCUCCCUCUACUACUGGACCAAAGUCAAAGUCAACUUCGACAACGUGGGCGCCGGAUACCUGGCGCUGCUGCAAGUGGCAACCUUCAAAGGCUGGAUGGAUAUCAUGUAUGCAGCGGUGGACUCACGAGCCGUGGAGGAGCAGCCUAUCAAGGAGAUCAAUCUCUACAUGUACCUGUACUUUGUCAUCUUCAUCAUCUUCGGCUCCUUCUUCACCCUCAACCUCUUCAUCGGUGUCAUCAUCGAUAACUUCAACCAGCAGAAGCGAAAGUUAGGAGGACAGGACAUCUUCAUGACGGAGGAGCAGAAGAAGUACUACAACGCCAUGAAGAAACUCGGCUCCAAGAAACCUCAGAAGCCCAUCCCCAGACCUACGAACUCUCUGCAGGGCUUCUUCUUCGACCUGGUGGCGAAGCAGGCGUUCGACAUCAUCAUCAUGGUGAUGAUCCUGCUGAACAUGAUCACCAUGAUGGUGGAGACGGACGAGCAGUCGCCCCAGAUGGAGUACAUCCUGAACAACAUCAACCUGGCCUUCAUCAUCAUCUUCUCGUUCGAGUGCCUGGUCAAGAUCGUGGCGCUGCGCUGCUACUUCUUCACCGUCGGCUGGAACAUCUUCGACUUCGUGGUCGUCAUUCUCUCCAUCGUCGGUAUCGUGCUUGCCGACAUUAUUGAGAAGUACUUUGUGUCUCCGACGCUGUUCCGUGUGAUUCGACUGGCCCGUAUCGGACGGGUUCUGCGUCUCAUCAGAGGCGCCAAGGGCAUCCGGACGUUACUGUUCGCCCUCAUGAUGUCCCUCCCGGCUCUCUUCAACAUCGGGCUGCUCCUCUUCCUCGUCAUGUUCAUCUACGCCAUCUUCGGCAUGGCCAACUUCGCCUACGUCAAGCGGCAGUCGGGCAUCGACGACAUGUUCAACUUCGAGACGUUCGGGAACAGCAUGAUCUGCUUGUUCCAGAUCACCACGUCGGCCGGCUGGGACAGCCUGCUCAGCCCGAUCCUGAACAACUCCCCCGAGGAGUGCAACGCCAACAUCCCCCACACCGGCACAACCGUGCGCGGUAACUGCGGCAACCCGUCCGUGGGCAUCACCUUCUUCGUCACCUACAUCAUCAUCUCCUUCCUCAUCGUGGUGAACAUGUACAUCGCGAUCAUCCUGGAGAACUUCAGCGUGGCCACGGAGGAGAGCACCGAGCCCCUGAGCGAGGACGACUUCGAGAUGUUCUACGAGGUGUGGGAGAAGUUCGACCCCGAGGCCACGCAGUUCAUCGAGUACGCCAAGCUGUCGGAUUUCGCCGAUUCGCUGUCGGAGCCGCUGCGCAUCAGCAAGCCCAAUAAGAUCAAGCUGAUCUCCAUGGACCUGCCCAUGGUCAGCGGGGACAAGAUCCACUGCCUGGACAUCCUGUUCGCCUUCACCAAGCGCGUGCUUGGCGAAUCGGGCGAGAUGGACGCGCUCAAGCAGCAGAUGGAGGAGAAGUUCAUGAUGGCCAACCCGUCCAAGAUCUCCUACGAGCCGAUCACGACGACUCUGAGGCGGAAACAGGAGGACGUGUCGGCCGCUGUCAUCCAGCGAUGCUACCGCAGACACCUGGUGAGGCGCCAGCUGAAGGCCGCCUCCUACUUGUACCGCCAGAUCACCACGCCGCGGCACGCCGGACAGGACGACGGCGACGGCGAGGAAAUGUUCGGGGAGGACGCGCCGGAGAAGGAAGGGCUCAUCGCAGCCAUGAUGAGAGAAAACUACGGCUCCAGUUUGCUGGUGAUCGAGCGAUCGGAGACGAUUUCGUCCACCUCGUCGCCGCCUUCGUACGACAGCGUGACGCGAGCCACGUCGGAGAUCUUUCACCCGCUCGCCGCCAAGACGGAAACGAUAGCUGGCGACACGGCAGGCAGCGAAGCCAGCGCCAGCGAACAAUCCUCAUCGUUGGUCGGCAGCCCUGACGCGCGGCAGGAAAGCGUACCAUAGCGCUAGGGUUGGGCAUCGAGAACCGAUUCCUACUUGGAAUCGGUUCAAAAAUGACGAUUCCAUCGGGUUUCUUUAUUGGAAUCGUUUGGAGAGAUUUUGGUUUAAAAUCUGAUCGUGGGGGUUUCCAAAUUUAACAUGCACAAGUUUUGGGUUUCCGUAGCGGGCCAGGCGCUUGUUGUGUUGCAGCUAAUCAAAUUAGCUCCUUGCAGGAGUCAUCCCAAAAGGAUCAAUCAAAGAGAAGUCUAGCUAGCGAUGGUCAAAUGAAGCUUUCGCAAAACCACUGUCUUUGUUUUUCUGAGCUCACUAGAUGGCGCUCUCCGUUCAAAGAAAAAGGUUUAAGGAAUGGCAAUUCAGUGUGUUUUCAACCCUUUUUGUUGAACAGAGAGCGCCAUCUAGUGAGCUCUGAACGUAAAGACAGCGGUUCGUGAAGCUUCAUUUGACCAUCGCUAGUUGCAGCCUUGGAGCACAGUAAGCGCGGCGCUCUAGCGUGGCUUUAUUUUGACUUUGAUAUCAAUGAAAAAGCCUCCGUCAAACUGCAACCCACCUUUUGAAUCAAAAUAAAACUUUCCUCUUAUUUGUGA
Molecule: messenger RNA, 7354 nt
Organism: Perca fluviatilis (European perch)
Lineage: Eukaryota; Metazoa; Chordata; Actinopteri; Perciformes; Percidae
Product: sodium channel protein type 4 subunit alpha-like
Exons: 32
Coding region: 864-6773 (1969 amino acids)
Biological process (GO): membrane depolarization during action potential; sodium ion transmembrane transport; neuronal action potential
Cellular component (GO): plasma membrane; voltage-gated sodium channel complex; axon
Molecular function (GO): protein binding; voltage-gated sodium channel activity
Source: RefSeq, a predicted model, not a curated record